UCCAGCGGUGUCUAUUUCUUGGCUGCACUUUUUUUAUGUAGUCUACAACGAAUCUAACCCGAAAAUCUCGUCUGCAGCGUUCUAAUGGUCUUGCUUCCUUGUUGUUAAAACGAAAUGGGAAAAAGAGACAAAAGAGUGGCAUGUAUGAAUCCUAUUGCUAUGGCGCGAGCAAGAGGGCCAGCGUCUUCUGGACCAACAGCGAGAGAUUACCUGAACAGAAAUCGACCAACACUGGAAGAGGUUAAAGAAAUGAUAAACAAAAAGAAGACAGGUUCAGAGACUCUAGCAGCCUACGAGGAACAUUUAAACCAGAAAUUUCGAAAUGAACUGAAGAAAAACAGAGAAAAGCUGCUAGGUAGUUCAGAAGGUUCUUCUAAGACUAGAAGAAAAGAGAAAAAAAAGUCAAGUAAAAGCAAAAAGAGGUAUCCUUCUUCAUCUUCUUCAUCAAUGUCAACUUCAGAUAACAGCGAAUCAGAGAAGGAAUACAAGCAAAGAAAAAAGAGUAAAAAGAGCAGAAAAAAAAGAAAGCGAACUGAGAGUGAUACAGAUGAACCCAGGACUAAAAAGAGAAAAAGGAAACACAGACAAGAUAGCAAUGGACAAUCUUCAUCUUCAUAGAUGUGAAAGAGGUGGUCAAGUAAAUUUAUUUCUAAAAUAACUUUUAUUAUGAAACCACAAGUUGCUCUUGUUCUGCUGGAUAUUGGUGGAUGGACUUGUGAAAUGUUGUUUACCAUAGAAAAUCAUAUGAAAUUAUUGAUGGGAGGCUAGAAUGAUUCAUCAUCUUCAUCACUUUGAUUUCUCAUUAAAGAAGGGGGGGAGGGGUCCAUCAGACAGACACAGACACAGACACAGUACCCAUUUAAAUUUAAUUGUACAUGUCUUAUUGUAAAUCAUAGUUUGUAAGUAAUAGUACUUUUAGCCCAUGCACAGACUGAUACCUCUGUAUAGAUAUCAAAGAAACUGUAGCAUGUCAGUCCUCUACUUUUUGAUAAUAGUUUAUCUGUUGAACAUGAAGGAAAACAAGAACUACAAGUAUAAAGGGGGCAAGUUUCUAGUGAGCCCUUUGUCAUUCGCUCUGAUGAAGAGCUAAGACUCAAACAUCAACUCUGAAACUCUUUAUGGUGGCUAAUACACAUUAUUAAAAACUAGAUCAUUGGAUAAUGCAAUUCAAGACUUUUUAU
Stylophora pistillata is the source of this 1181-nucleotide messenger RNA. RefSeq names its product protein FAM133B. NCBI's taxonomy places the organism in Eukaryota, Metazoa, Cnidaria, Anthozoa, Scleractinia, Pocilloporidae. The record is from RefSeq and is a predicted model, not a curated record.